AUGUAUCAAGUGGAGAGCCCUCACUCUAAGCCCUGUCCACCUCUCUUCGUGGCACACACAAACGCACAGAAGCACAGAAAUGGAGUCCUCCCAAUCGUCGUCGUUCGAUCCAUUCAUAUCAAGAAGACACUCCGUUCAAGCUCCACACCAUCACCAUCCGAUCAAACAAAUGACCAAAGCUCCAGAUCAAAGUCUGUGCAUCUCCAAAACAUCCGAAAAGCCGAUCAACUCACAGCGCAGGAUGAAGCAUCGCCCAGCUGCAUUGUCCGUGAAAGAACUCAGACAGGCCGCGAAGAAGUUCCUGAUAUCGGAUUCGGACUCACCUUCUCGAUCCGACUCGAUUAG
Molecule: messenger RNA, 345 nt
Organism: Ilex paraguariensis (yerba mate)
Lineage: Eukaryota; Viridiplantae; Streptophyta; Magnoliopsida; Aquifoliales; Aquifoliaceae
Source: the annotation of a GenBank genome assembly